Ziziphus jujuba (common jujube) is the source of this 1067-nucleotide messenger RNA. RefSeq names its product protein DMP2. The record is from RefSeq and is a predicted model, not a curated record. Lineage: Eukaryota; Viridiplantae; Streptophyta; Magnoliopsida; Rosales; Rhamnaceae. Gene Ontology annotation, biological process: endomembrane system organization. The transcript has a single exon. The coding region runs from base 363 to 1001 and encodes 212 amino acids.
UUGAACAUCGACGAAAUCCUUGAUGCAAAAAAAAAAAAAACUAUUCAAAUACAAAAUUGGGGGGCUUUAUAACCCUUUUCAAGAGAAAGGUAAUGUUUGUCGCAAAGGCUGCAUAAUAUUAAGCCUGAGUAUAUAUUGUGGCUUUAAGAACCAUACAUAUCCUUUUAUAUUUUAGGCUUUAAUGUGAACAGGGAAAGCCUACUUGUUCCUCAAACAAUCCAAAAACAAAUUCCCAAGAAAAAUCUCAGGGAAUAAAGUUGCUUGUUCCCCUCAUUUCAGCAAAGAAUCCCUCUCUCCUUUUACCUGCUAAUAAGCCAUUAGAAGAACUCCCUCUGCUAACUCAACAACUCCCUCCUUCAUAGAUGGAAGACACUAUCCACCAAGACCUGAUUGAAAGUGGUGAUCUUGAAGCCGAUUACUUCGGCUUCAAAGAUGAUGAUAUUGAAGAAUCCCAUUACCUAUAUCUUAUCAACGCCAUCCUAAGCGGCACUGCACGUCUCAAUGUUCUCUUGCCCACUGCCACCAUCCUUGCCUUCACCAUUUUCGCUCCUCUCCUGACUGAUGAUGGCGUGUGCGCCACCUUGAACCGAUGGCUGAUGGGUUGCUUCAUGGUGCUUUCGGCAUCCUCCUGUGUUUUCUUUACUUUGACCGAUAGCUUUAAAACAGCAACAGGCAGGCUAUAUUAUGGGGUGGCAACUUUUAAGGGUAUAUGGACUUUCAAUACAGGCCAGAAGAAGCCGGCUGUGCCAUCCGAUUAUAGGCUGAGAUGGGCAGAUCUCUUCCAUGUGAUGCUUUCAUUGAUCACAUUUCUCACAUUUGCAGGGUCACAUACUGAUGUUGUGUUGUGUUAUUACCGAGCACUGCCAAGGAAGGUUACCAACACACUUCCUCUUGUUGUUGGGUUUAUAGUAAGUGUAUUGUUUGUGCUGUUUCCUUCAAAAAGAAGGGGGAUUGGGUAUCCAUUCUUGCUGCAAAGGGAUGCUUUGUAUUCCAGAUGUUGAGAAAACAUUUUGUUUCCUUCACACAGAAACAAGCAUGCUAUAAUAUUUUUGUGUUUAUUCUGCCAA